AUGCAACCAUUCAAUGUAACACAACUGCUUUUUGAUGAUUCGUCAAGCGUCGCCGACACAUCACCGGGAAGAACCAGACUUAUAGGAACUUUAGCUGGUAUCGGGAAUAACUGCAAUAACAUGAUUGGUGUUGGAAUAUUCUCAAGUCCCGGUCUAGUUUUAAGUGAAAUCAAGUCUCCUGGGAUAGCAUUAAUUUUAUGGCUAGUGGGUGGAAUUGCCGCUUUAUUUGGAUCACUUUCUUACCUGGGAAGUUCUAUACCAGAAGGAGGCGGAGAAACUGUGUAUUUGAAACGAGCAUUUCCUCGCCCACGAGCGCUUUUUAGCUAUAUGUUUAGUUUUUCUAUGAUUGUGGCAAUACGUCCAGCUUCAAUAUGCGCCAUCUCAAAUAUUUUCGCGCAAUAUUUCUUAUAUUUGAUUAACCCAAUAGAAAGUUCUGAUUAUCUGCAUCCGACAAGUAUUACUUCCCCGAACUUUUGGCGGUUACGAAUUUGUUCGUUAGCUGCAGUAUUAAUAAUCACAAUUUACCAUAUUUUAUCCAACAAAUGGGCAAAUUUUAUAAAUCAAACUCUCACAAUCAUAAAGAUUUUGACGCUGCUUGUGCUAACGAUUGCUGGACUGGCAACAAUUCAUCAGUCUAUUAACGACAAAGACACGAAUUGGAAAAAUAUGUUUCCUAGUGUGCAAAUUGAACCACGCGGUUUAACUUCUGCACUUAUUUUAAUUUUAUUUGCAUAUAAUGGCUGGAAUAAUUUAAAUUAUACUUUGGAUGAAUUCGUUAAUCCAAAGGAAAAAUUAGUUAGGUCAAAUAGUAUUAGUGUCGUUGUUGUUACUUUUUUGUACCUCUGUGCUAAUAUCGCAUACACGAAUGUACCAUUGAAAGAAAUAACGGGUAAAAGCGAACCAUACGAAAUUAUUGCUGUUCGAUUCGCUUUACAAGUCGGUAACUCUGCUUUUGCUAGUGCGGUAUCAUUUUUCAUCUGUCUAUCCGCUUUUGGAACAUUGGCCGCAAAUACAUGGGCUGGAUCACGAGUAAUUGUAGCCGCUGCCAAAAGAAAUUACUUUCCUUUCUCAUCAUGGUUCCAAAAAUGGAAUAACAAGACAGAUACUCCGGUUUUUGCAUUGAUAGCACAAGCUGUUUGGUGUUCAUUGAUUAUUAUCUUUUAUCAACACAAUGAUCCAUAUCAAUUCUUUACGAAGUUGAGUCAGCAUUGUGUCUGGAUAUUUCUAUUUCUGAGUGCUUUAGGAUUGUUGUUUCUGCGCUACACUAAACCCAAUCUACCGCGUCCUUUCAGAGUGUUUACAAUAAUACCCAUAAUAUUCAUAUUAUUCGCACUAUUUAUCAUAUUUGCAUCUUUCAAACAAUAUUCAUCAAAAACACCUUAUGACCAGUUUGAUUAUAAUAUUGCUUAUUACGUCAGUUUUGCUGUAGUAGGGGUUAGUGCAAUUUUCUGGUUAUUUUUAUACUCGUUAGGUUGUAAACUUAGAUUCGAACCUGAAAGUGCAUCACGACCGCGUGAUGAUUCAUCAUCACAUAUUUCGUUGGAUGAUGGAGAGAAAAGGUCAAUUGAGCCUAUACCAAUGGAAGUCACUAAAACAAAUGACACUUUUGAUUCUAGGGAUUUUUAA
Molecule: messenger RNA, 1626 nt
Organism: Ambispora gerdemannii
Lineage: Eukaryota; Fungi; Glomeromycota; Glomeromycetes; Archaeosporales; Ambisporaceae
Source: the annotation of a GenBank genome assembly